AUGGAUCAGCAGGAGGAGUCUUGUCUUCCCCCAGGCUUCAGGUUCCACCCUACAGAGGAAGAGCUGAUUGGGUACUACCUUGCCAGGAAGGUGGCCUCCCAGAAGAUCGACCUCGACAUCAUCCAGGUGGUCGAUCUCUACAGGAUAGAGCCAUGGGAUCUGCAAGAGAGGUGCAGGCAGCACGCCGGUGGUGGGCACGACGAGCAGACGACAGAGUGGUACUUCUUCAGCUACAAGGACCGCAAGUACCCCAGCGGGACGAGGACGAACCGCGCCACGGCGGCUGGUUUCUGGAAGGCCACCGGCAGGGACAAGCCGGUGCUGUCGUCGUCCACCAGGACCAGGUGCGGCACCAGCAGGGUCAUCGGCAUGAGGAAGACGCUGGUGUUCUACAAGGGCAGGGCCCCCAACGGCAGGAAGAGCGACUGGAUCAUGCACGAGUACCGACUCCAGUCCAACGAGCACGCACCCGCGCAGGCAAGCAAGAGUUUAGUUAAUUAA
Miscanthus lutarioriparius is the source of this 501-nucleotide messenger RNA. NCBI's taxonomy places the organism in Eukaryota, Viridiplantae, Streptophyta, Magnoliopsida, Poales, Poaceae. The record is from the annotation of a GenBank genome assembly.